Fusarium sp. VM40 is the source of this 825-nucleotide messenger RNA. The record is from the annotation of a GenBank genome assembly. NCBI's taxonomy places the organism in Eukaryota, Fungi, Ascomycota, Sordariomycetes, Hypocreales, Nectriaceae.
AUGGUGCGCGCAGUAGGUUCCGGUGCUACCGACACCGUCGUGAGAGAUGAGGAAACACCACUAUUAGGACGCCUACCAGUAAAGCCUCAAAAGGAGACUUGGAGGCAAAGGUUUCAACAUGACAUAUCAUGUUCGUGGGCGGAUGCGGUGUUGCUUGCCUGCUAUGUCGUGACUGGUCUCCUCGACAGCUCUUCUAUCCAAGUUUGGGGAACGUUCGUCUCUAUGCAGACAGGAAACACCGUCUAUAUCGGUCUCGGGCUCGCGAGCUUUGCAACAUCAACCCCUGGUCCCCGUCUGUACAAAUCUGCUCUCUCUGUGGCAUCCUUUUGUCUCGGAUCUUUUCUCUUUGCCCGCUUCCAUCGCCUGGUCUCCCCCAGACGUCGCUGGGUUCUCUGCGCUUCUUUCACUAUGCAGGCCCUUCUCACUAGCGCAGCUGCACUUAUAGUCACCCUGCGCCCACCAGGCCCAAACACCGAUAGCCUCGCAUGGAAUGUCCUCGUACCAAUUACUCUUAUGGCCUUCCAGAGCUGUGGGCAAGCAGUGGCGAGUCGGGCUCUGAAGCAGAACGCGCUCAUCAGUCUGGUUUUGACGAGCGUGUACUGCGACCUAUUUUCAGACAGAGAGUUAUUUGCAUUGGACAAUGUAUCAAGAAAUCAACGUGCAGCCGCACCGUUGUUGCUCUUAUUCGGCGUGGUAGCAGGCGGUCUGUUUGCGCAGAGCUCUGUCGGCAUUGCGGGAGCCCUAUGGAUCGCCGCCGGGCUAAAGCUAUGCAUGGUUGUCGCGUGGUUCUUGUGGCGCUCAGAGGAAGAAACAGAGGAAGAUUAA